AUGUCGUAUCCCGCAUUCCACACCCUUCGAGGAGAUGGAUACGAUGCUAUGCUGCUCGACACGGACGGUUCCCAAAUGUAUGAGACCGAGUAUGGGGAACUUCUGGGCGAAAUGGUCAAGGCCAAUGAUGUAUGGAUGGUACAACAAUACAUCGAGAAGCAUCCGAAGGCUGGGUUGUAUCCCUCCGAUUUACGAGACAUGGACGCAUUUUUUAUCGCUUGUGAGUAUGGAAGUCUCGAUGUGCUUCGCGUGCUUCUGGACCAUUAUCACGCGCAUAUCGAUUCCCCUGACACUGAAUCACUCGAACAGCGAAAAAUCUCGCUGUUGGGAAUAGCUUGUCGGUUUGCUCAGCUUGAUAUGGUGCGCUUCCUGUUGGACAGUCAGCCACCACUGGGGACGGUUGAACCUGGGGAUGGUUCGUGUGAGACAGCACUUCUGUCUGCGGCUACCUCUAUUUCCGAUGUCGGGUUCGAUUGGGAGCGGUGUCAAUUUCCUGAGCGGAGUUGGGUUCGCGACCGUGUUGCACGGAGUGAGAGUUUGAUUCACCUCCUCCUGGACAGGGGCGCUUCUGCUCGUGAUGUCACAUUGUCCCGGUCGGAUAAACAAGACCCUCCGCAAGCUUCAGAGACUGUUAUCGGCUUGGCCAUUGCCCAGGCCAGUUACCAGUUGGUGGCACGUUUGAUUAAUGCAGGAGCUGAUGUACACCGAAGACAAAUGCCCCUGAACCAAUUGAAUAAUUAUGGGGGUUCAGACCUGCCUCGAGAUGUCACCGCUCUUCACCGUGGUAGCCGUUUUUGGAACGCUCCGGGGAUUCGAGCCUUGCUAGACUAUCGAGGCAGCAAUGUUGACAUUGCAGAUAUGGUAUCUGUACGUGAUGGCGAUGGACGAUUGCCACUCCAUUGGGCUGCUAUAGGACCCGACCCGUUGGCCGAAGAUAUGUUACCGGAGAAUGAAGUGCUUCCCCGGAUUGUCGAUACAUUCAAGCUACUCUUGGAAGGCAAGCAGAGCACCGUUAAUAUCCAGGACAACUUGGGAAGAACCGCCUUAUUUUAUGCAGUCAGUACCCAUGCCAAGUGUAUCAGCUCCCAUUCCUAUACUCUGGCCCGUUUUCUAUGCGAAAUCGGGGCGGAUGCAAGUUUUGCAGCCACCGAUGGAAAGACUGUGCUUCAUGAAUUGGCUCUGGCCUCCCAUGCAGGUGACCCUAUAAACCCUGCCCUGUUAGAUCUCAUGCUGUUGCAUGGGGUAAAUAUUCAUCAUACCGAUAUGGAUGGCAGCACUGUCCUGCAUUUGAUGGCAAAAAAUCUGCGGCAGGUUAACGCCGCUAACUUUCUGAUCAGCCGGGGCGCGGAUGUCAAUGCCAAAGAUUCACAAGGGAACACACCACCCCAUACAGCGACGAUGACAGGGGUCUACUUCGCUCGCCCAACUCGAGAAGGGGAAACGGAGCGUACUACGCUAGAUGAACGGAUAAGAUUACACGAAGAGAUGAUUGCAACCUUGUUGGAGGCUGGAGGCAGCAGCUUAAUGGAUCAACCGAAUGCUGCAGGCAAAUCCCCACGACAGCUACUUGAGGAGACCAGGUCCAGGUGGUACAUGGAUGAGGAGCGUCUGAGACGUAUCGAUGCGGAGCGGGCUUCUUAUCCAGACUUUUAG
Molecule: messenger RNA, 1653 nt
Organism: Aspergillus nomiae NRRL 13137
Lineage: Eukaryota; Fungi; Ascomycota; Eurotiomycetes; Eurotiales; Aspergillaceae
Product: ankyrin repeat domain-containing protein
Exons: 1
Coding region: 1-1653 (550 amino acids)
Cellular component (GO): nucleus; cytoplasm
Molecular function (GO): protein binding
Source: RefSeq, a predicted model, not a curated record